This is a messenger RNA of Larimichthys crocea (large yellow croaker), 1230 nucleotides long. Its product is annotated as TLC domain-containing protein 2. The transcript has 5 exons. Lineage: Eukaryota; Metazoa; Chordata; Actinopteri; Sciaenidae. Gene Ontology annotation, biological process: regulation of membrane lipid distribution; phospholipid homeostasis; membrane assembly. The record is from RefSeq and is a predicted model, not a curated record. Gene Ontology annotation, cellular component: plasma membrane. Bases 257 to 1006 code for a protein of 249 amino acids.
CAAUGUGUGGAUUACCAGGAUAGGAGUUAUGCCAUGAUCAUGUCAUGACCAUGACCCCACACCAGUUAUCAGUGACCACUUUAUCACCUGAAGUGAGGGGAAGAAUGUGUGUUAAAGGGCAGGGAUUGUAGACACAUCCACUGCAUGUUAAAGAAGCUUCAGCAGUUAUCUUAGCUGAUGCUCUCCAAGCUGAACACAGGAACACGUGGGAUUUGAAGUGAACUCAGGGGACAAGGCUCUGUGCUGAAGGCUCGUUAUGGAUUUGAAGUCAACACUUCUGGUCACUGGAGGAUCUGCGUGUUCUUUCAAACUGCUGAACACAAUCGUCAGAUUCCUGCCAACACCGGAGCCUGCGCACAAGAAAGCCUGGAAGUGGAGGAACAUCAUCACCUCUUUAGUUCACAGCUCGCUGACAGGGGCAUGGGCUGUUCUAUGUUUGUACCAUCAACCUCACAUGUUGGAGGACCUGAUCUCCUCUCAUUCCUUGUUCUCCCACAGGCUUGUAGCUGUGUCUACAGGUUAUUUUAUCAAUGACUUCUUGGACUUGGCCUUGAAUCAGUCCAUCAGACAAUCCUGGGAGGUGCUCCUCCACCACUCUACGGUGAUCUCCUGUUUCAGUUUGGCCGUAAAGUCGCGUCUCUAUCUCGGUUUGGCUGUGGUGUCUUUGCUGAUGGAGAUCAACUCUGUUUUCCUCCAUAUCAGACAGCUUCUCCUCCUGUCAGGUCAGAAGAACAGGCCAGGGACUGAAAUUACAGCCCCUCACCCCUCUGUGACCUACAGCGUGACCAGCUGGCUCAACCUGGGAACGUUCCUGGUGUUUCGUGUCUGUACGACGGGUUGGAUGAUCCACUGGCUCGCAACUCACAGUGAACUUGUGCCUCGCUACGUCCUGAUGAUGGGGACAGUAGGCCUGAGUCUCAUCUCCACCAUGAACAUGGUGCUUUGUUACAGGCUGCUCAGAGCAGACAUCCUCACCAGCACAGAUAACACUGGCAAGAACCACUAGAGGGAGCCAGUGCUGUGUUUCUCUACCUCAUGAUGUGGCUGAACAGUGAUUCAAAAAACUGAAGACUUUUGUAACUUGUAGCUGUGUUUGUUAUAAUCUAAAGGAAAGCUAAACACAGUCACACAAGGGAAGUUUUCAGCUCCAAUGUACUGUGUUAAUGUCAAAGAUAAUUUGGCUAAUCUUCUGAAAAAAAAACCUCUCAAUAUUUUAUUAUUUAUUAUUUU